UGUUGACAUAAUGUUUAUGUAUUAGUUUUUACGUAGAAAAUGUCCCAACAUCGGUUUAAAGUAUCAAAGGCCAAUGCUGAUGGGGCAGAAAAUACAAAAGAGACUUUCCGACGGGUGAAUCUGUCAACAGAUAUUGAAGUGAAUAUCAUCGAACCGUCCCCCGAGAGAAAAGAUAGGAAGAAAUCAAGCAUUUUGACCGGAAAGGCCGGAAAUUUAGCAUUGUACGAGGAUGAGCUUCACAAACGACCAAGGAUUUCGACGCUUUUAGAUAGUUUGUCGAGGUACGAAGCUGUUGCAUCUCCGCAACAAGAUGACGAUGAAGGAGAAGCGAAAGCGGCUACGACUAGUCAGGUCACAAAGAUGGGUACACUUAUGGGUGUGUACCUACCAACCAUUCAGAACAUUUUUGGUGUUAUCCUGUUCAUCCGUUUAUCUUGGAUAGUAGGAAUAGCAGGAACAUUUCAAGCAUUUUUCAUUGUGUUCAUUUGCUGCUGUUGUACAAUGUUGACAGCCAUCUCAAUGAGUGCCAUAGCUACAAAUGGAGUUGUUCCAGCUGGGGGAGCUUAUUUUAUGAUUUCGCGUGCCCUUGGUCCUGAAUUUGGUGGAGCUGUUGGGCUUCUGUUUUAUCUGGGAACCACUUUUGCUUCCUCAAUGUACAUCCUUGGUGCUAUAGAAAUACUUCUGACAUACAUGGCUCCAUCAAUGUCUCUCUUUGGAGAUGUGAGAUCAGGAGGUGGUGCACAGUCUCCAGUGAUGCUAAACAACAUGAGGGUGUAUGGCUCCAUCUUGUUGGUUUUACUUAUUGCAGUGGUUUUUAUUGGUGUCAAGUAUGUCAACAAAUGUGCCUCUCUGUUUCUGGCCUGUGUGUUGUUUUCCAUCUUGGCCAUCUACCUUGGAUUCUUUUCUGCACAUGCUCGAGAAAUGCCCAGGAUCUGUUUGUUGGGUAACAAGUUAUUAGCUAGUAACAGUUAUCAUGAGUGUGCAAGGAAUGAUACAUUACUAAAUGCAACAUAUGGAAAUGAUGAGACAUUCUGGAGUAAAAAUCCUCUGAGCUAUGUGAUUGGAGUGCCGGGCAUUCCUAGUGGGCUUUUUUUUGAUAAUUGGAACAGUCAGUAUCUAGAGAAGGAUGAAGUUUCUUUUGGUGUCAAGGCUGGUGAAUAUCAGGGGGAAGUGAGAUCAGAUAUCUCCACAUCUUUUUUCAUUCUCCUGGCAAUUUUCUUUCCAUCUGUCACUGGUAUCAUGGCAGGGUCCAACAGGUCUGGUGACUUGAAGGAUGCACAACAGUCUAUUCCUAAGGGCACAAUAACGGCCAUAACAACUACAUCUGUAGUCUAUCUCACCUCAGUAUUACUGUUUGGAGCAACAGUACAGGGCGACUUACUCAGAGAUAAAUUCGGUCGUAGUAUCAACAGUGUUAUGGUCGUUGCUGAGAUCGCCUGGCCUCCCACGAAAUGGGUGAUUCUAAUUGGUUCAUUUCUAUCCACUGUGGGAGCAGGAAUGCAGAGUUUAACAGGUGCACCCCGGCUGUUGCAAGCUAUUUCUAGAGACAAUCUGAUUCCAUUUCUGAAUAUCUUUGCUCAUGGUUCUAAGUCUGGUGAGCCAACUCGUGCCUUGGUUCUUACAGCUUGUAUUUCAGAAAUUGGAAUUCUGAUUGCCAACUUGGACUCAGUUGCGCCCAUUAUAACAAUGUUCUUCUUGAUGUGCUAUGGAUUCGUCAACUUGGCUUGUGUGUUACAAUCGUUGCUUAGGACACCAAACUGGAGACCGCGAUUUAAGUAUUACCACUGGUGUGCGUCGUUCCUGGGAAUGUGGUUGUGUUUGGCUUUGAUGUUUAUCUCCAGCUGGUACUAUGCUCUUGUUGCUAUUACACUAGCAGCUGCUAUUUACAAGUACAUUGAAUACCAGGGCGCAAAGAUUGAGUGGGGAGACGGAUUCAGGGGACUGGCGCUGAGCGCAGCUAGGUACAGCCUGAUGAGACUGGAAGAGGGUCCACCGCACACCAAGAAUUGGAGACCUCAAAUUCUUGUGCUCUGCCCCCUGAAGGAGACUUUAGAACCUGAAUUCAGACGCCUUUUAAGCCUGGCGAGCCAACUUAAACACGGACGUGGUCUUACAAUCGUGGGAUCCAUUCUGGAAGGAGACUUUAAAGAAAGAACUGAAGAUGUUGCUUUGGCAAAGGAGGUUUUACAAGGCUGUAUGAAGGAAGAAAAAGUUAGAGGUUUUCUGAAGGUGAUCGUGGCAACCAAAGUAACAGAGGGGAUUUCUUUCUUGACGCAGAGUUCCGGCCUUGGAGGCUUAGAACCUAAUACCUUGAUGAUCACAUGGCCCGAAAACUGGCGGGAAAAAGCGCAGUGGAAGAGCUUUGUCCAUACCAUACGAUCUGUAUCGAAGAGUCAACAAGCCGUGCUUGUUGCCCGUAAAAUAGACUCGUUCCCCAGCAACACAGAACGCUUAGAAGGCAAUGUGGACGUGUGGUGGAUAGUUCAUGAUGGUGGUUUAAUGAUCCUGAUCCUCUUCCUCUUAAAACAGCAUAAAGUUUGGAGGAAGUGUAAUCUUAGGAUUUUUACAGUAGCACAACUCGAGGACAACAGCAUUCAAAUGAAGAAGGAUCUGGAGUCAUUUAUGUACCAACUGAGAAUCAAGGCGCAGGUUGAAGUCAUUGAAAUGAUGGACCAAGAUAUCUCGGAAUACACUUACGAACGCACGUUAUUGAUGGAACAAAGGCAUCAAAUGUUACGUGAGAUGCACUUGUCUAGAAAAGAAAGCAAACGUGAAAUUCAAGACGUUGUGGAACAUUCUUACCGGAGGCGAUCUUUGUCCGGAAGACGGUCAAAUUCCGAUUAUAAAACUGGCAAAGAAUCGGAGAACACGAGUAACUUUGGCAAGGAGUCGCAUUCUGACGAACAGGGUUCGAGUUCAUCCAAAAAAAACACGAAGAUUUCUGAGAAACCCUCGAUUCAAAGCGACGAAGGCACAAAAGGAGUCGAGUUGGAUAAGAACAAAACAGACAUUGUACAUAGUUCUACUCCAGAACGUGACUUGAUCUUUACGUUAAGUGGCAAGGACGUUUUUGUGGAUAAAAAUACAGACAGUGAUAAAGAGACACAACCAGGAAUCGCUUCAUAUACAAAUGACGGCCAAAGUGCAGAGGAUGGAAAAGAAAGUUUGAGAGGAACACCGAAGGAGAAGAAUCUGCAACGAAUGAACACAGCAGUGAAACUGAAUCAGCUUGUAAAAGACAGGUCAACAGGAACUCAACUUCUCGUUGUCAACUUACCUGGAGCACCCGUAGAGGAGAACGAUUGGCUACACUAUAUGGAGUUUCUAGACGAGCUAACGGAAGGAUUGGACCGAGUGCUUAUGGUACGCGGAGGAGGACGGGAAGUCAUAACCAUAUAUUCGUGACGUCAACGCUCCUGUCUGUAGAGAUUUUGCACACUUUUCGCAUUGAUUAUGAUAAAGAACAACAAACCGUUUCGAUAUGAGAAACACUUUGAUCGGUAAAGCGUGAUGUCUCUUGUAAGUCGAGUUUGGUAGGAAUUUUAAAAUGUCAUUUGAUUCAUCGCGACAAAGAGAUUAUUUUGAGCCAUAUUUAAGUUUUUAGAGAUUUUAUUUAUUGCGCGAUGAAAAAUUAGAUUUAAAAAAUGAUCUCUACGUUGUUUUCCACACAAUGAUUCAAUCUUGUAGUGAGAUCGAUUUUAUUGGGAACUAUCGUAACCAUAGCGUUAUUUGUGAUUUCAUAAGAAAUAGCUUUAUUUUACUGAGGCAGUUAAAGGUAUUUAAAAUAUACAGACAUUAA
Messenger RNA from Pocillopora verrucosa, 3799 nucleotides. RefSeq names its product solute carrier family 12 member 4. Gene Ontology annotation, cellular component: plasma membrane. The record is from RefSeq and is a predicted model, not a curated record. Gene Ontology annotation, biological process: potassium ion homeostasis; potassium ion import across plasma membrane; cell volume homeostasis. Gene Ontology annotation, molecular function: potassium:chloride symporter activity. Lineage: Eukaryota; Metazoa; Cnidaria; Anthozoa; Scleractinia; Pocilloporidae.